UCCAUGCAGAUUACAAUUUGGUUGUUCAGUUUGUGUGUAUGUGGGUUUUCCCCGCGUGUUACUUUCAGUUCCUCCUGCUUCUCAUCAACAUAAAGGUUUGUGUUUGUGUGAAAAUGUCGGACCCAGAGACCCCAGACCAGCCUCUCCUCAGCCAUCCCAGCGCACCAGCGGGUGGCCGUCCCUCUCGGGCUUAUAAGGUGGCAGGUCUAACCCUGUUUGCCUGUGCACUGAUUGCGGGCCAGGCCAUGAUCGCCUACUUCGUCCUCAGCCAGAGGGGUGACAUCAGAUCUCUGAAGGAGCAGAACAACAACAUGAAGGCAGAGCUGUCGAAGGGAAGAUCUGUUGCUGUGCCUAUGCAGAUGCACGUGCCCAUGAAAGCCCUUCCAGAACUGAUGAUUGACUCUGUGGACGAGGAGUCUUCCACUUCAGCCCCUAUGAAGGCCACGGACUGCCAGAUGAAGCCUGUGCAGGUUCCAGGUUUCCGUCCAGCCUGUGACCCACGUGGCCUCUACCAGGCCCAGCAGUGCUUCAUGGAGCAGUGCUGGUGUGUGAACCCAGUCACUGGGCAAGAGGUCCCUGGAUCCCUCACCAGAGGACCAGCCAGAUGCAGCAGAGCAGUCUCUUUUACUGGUGGCCUGAGCAACAUGCUGACUUUGUCUGAUGCUGAUGUCUGAUGCUGCACUGAUGGGAAUCUCCUUCAGUGACCAGCGACGGUUCAUCUCGUAAUCAUGACAUUUUACCAUUCUGCCAACUUAUAAUCAUCAUAAAAUUUGGAAGACUUGAUAAACUAAUUGAGUUUAAUAUAUUUGCCAAAUUAUAACUUCUUGCUAUCAUCUUAUUAGUUAAUUGCAAUAAAUCUUAUAUGGGCAGAGGUACUUUUUGCUUUUCAUGCUAUUAAUCAUAUCUUAAAGUGUUUAAGUAAAGGCUAGUAAAAGUUAAGGAUUUAUAGUACUUUGUCAUUGUUUUGCAGACAUAAAAGAGGCUGUUUUAUUCAAAUUUUAUCCUAUGAUAGUUUUUUUUUUAAACCAAGUUUUCAAUGUUGGGUAAUUUUAAAGGGCAGUGAGCUGAUGAAAAACAGCAUUAACAAGGGGCUUAGUGUAGGCAUAAGGCAUUCAGAUAUUUUUUUUUCUUGUUUUGACAACAUGUAGAUGUAGGAUCACCAGGGCUUUAGAUGAAUUUAAUCAAAAAUCCUUCAUAUAACCAGCAUGGUCAACUGGAUCAGGGAAAGUUAAAAGGAUGACACUGUUAAAGCAUUGAAAUAUUCGACACAAUCAGGAACAAGUUCUUAAACAAUUGUCAAUUGUAUUUUAUUUGAACAACCCAAAUAAACCUGUUUAAGACAG
Messenger RNA from Scomber scombrus (Atlantic mackerel), 1343 nucleotides. Its product is annotated as insulin-like growth factor-binding protein 2. Gene Ontology annotation, cellular component: membrane. The coding region runs from base 39 to 674 and encodes 211 amino acids. The record is from RefSeq and is a predicted model, not a curated record. The transcript has 7 exons. Gene Ontology annotation, molecular function: MHC class II protein binding; macrophage migration inhibitory factor binding. NCBI's taxonomy places the organism in Eukaryota, Metazoa, Chordata, Actinopteri, Scombriformes, Scombridae. Gene Ontology annotation, biological process: immune response; antigen processing and presentation; intracellular protein transport.